Molecule: messenger RNA, 1692 nt
Organism: Odocoileus virginianus texanus
Lineage: Eukaryota; Metazoa; Chordata; Mammalia; Artiodactyla; Cervidae
Source: RefSeq, a predicted model, not a curated record
GCACUGUUUCUCUUGGCCUGGCCGCCUCCCUGAGGGCUCAGGCGUCUCUGGAGCAGCUCCUGCCUCCUGCAGCCUCUUGCCCGACCUCAGAACCCCUGCAGAGGGCAGGCCCCCAGGGGGCCCUGCCCCACAGCACCAUGAUGGGAAAACUCCCCCUGGGGGUUGUCUCCCCUUACGUGAAGAUGAGUUCGGGGGGCUGCACAGACCCUCUGAAAUUCUACGCCACCAGCUACUGCACAGCCUACGGUCGGGAGGAUUUCAAGCCCCGCGUGGGCAGUCACGAAGGCACAGGCUACAAAUCAAAUUACCGGCCUGUGGUUUCCUACCAACCGCAUCUCGAUGCCCUGGAUAACCCGGCCAUGGGGUACAGUCUGUCCAACCCCUCCUCACCCCCUGCCUUCCCAGGCCUUAGCCCUCAGGGUCAUCGGACCUCAUCAGACCAACUCCAGCCUCUGUGCCUUGGGUCUGGGGUCCUGGGGGACUCGGGGACUGGUCCUCAGCCUGGGACCCAAAGGGAACAAGUCUGCAACAAUUUCCAGACAGUGACCAGUCAGAGUUACCGCCCCCUGGAGGUGCCUGAUGGCACAUACCCACUGCCCAGGAACUUGUACCAGACCAGCUCCGGCUACUCUCGGGAGAAAGCCAGUGCGGUCACCCCCAUCAAGGAGGUGAGGAAGGUCCAUUUUGACACCAAGGACUAUGGGCCCCAGGCCAUCACGGGGCUGGAGCCCAAGGAUGUGCCCCUGCUCCACCAGCAGCAGAACAAGGGCUCGCUGGAGUGGGAGAAUGCCCGACAUGGCCCCCGCUUCAUGACUUCCGAGUAUAAUUCCAAGUAUCUCAAGGAGCCGUCACAUCAACCAGAUCUCUUGCAGAAGAAUUCAAUUGGUGCCAAGGAGGAGACUGGCUUCACUGAAGAGUCCAACAAGAACCCCAUUGUCUUCCAGCCGCCCUCCCAGGCCCUUCCUGGGGACCCAGUCCUCCUCCCUGGCCGGAGUGUCACCAAGUCGGACUUUCUCCCCAUUUCCCACCCUCAUGGGGAUGAGUUCCUGCCGGUGCUGGCCAGAGGCUCCGAGCGGGAGACAGCCUUCAGCCGAGUGAGCGAGAGGAUCCUGAAUCCCAGAGUGCCCCCUCCCUGCCCAGAACCCAGCUGCAUGAGUCAUUGGCAAUUCCAGUCUCCCCAGAGGAUGCAACAGACAAAUGUUGCCCUGCUUGGCCGGGAGACCGUGGGCAACAAGGAGCCCUCAGGGUUCAGCCUUAACAACCCCAGCUAUGUUCGGAGCCCCUAUGACCCUGACAUGGAUAAUCGCUACCUGACCACCUACAACCAAGGAUACUUUGAGAACAUCCCCAAGGGUCUGGAUCGCGAAGGCUGGACUCGAGGUGGCCUGCAGCCCCAGAAGCCGGGAGGCUAUGCCCUCAACAACCCGGUCACCCGCCUGGAGGCCACCCCCAACCCCACGGAGAGCCUGAGGCGCCUGCACCCUCACGUGGGCAGAACCCUGAUCUCUGCGGACCCCUUCUACCGAACCGCGCCUCCCAGCGGCCACGGGAGCCGCUUCACUGCGCCCAACUGAGCCUGAGGCCUGGGUUUGCCGACUCCCAGGGACAGGAGCCGGCUACUGUCCCUAUUCCCACAUCCCCCCGGGGGCUCCCCGGCUACUUUCUUAAUGAAAUAAAAGCAGUGGAAGCCGA